Messenger RNA from Manacus vitellinus (golden-collared manakin), 4912 nucleotides. It is a transcript of the gene CUX1, whose product is annotated as cut like homeobox 1. Gene Ontology annotation, biological process: regulation of DNA-templated transcription. The transcript has 23 exons. Lineage: Eukaryota; Metazoa; Chordata; Aves; Passeriformes; Pipridae. The coding region runs from base 289 to 4548 and encodes 1419 amino acids. Gene Ontology annotation, molecular function: DNA binding; DNA-binding transcription factor activity, RNA polymerase II-specific. The record is from RefSeq and is a predicted model, not a curated record.
GAGCUCGAUACCACAGCAACAAUAUUGGCAAACCGGCAAGAUGAAAGUGAGCAGUCCAGGAAAAAACUUAUCGAGCAAAGUCGGGAGUUCAAGAAAAACACUCCAGAGGACCUGCGCAAACAGGUAGCUCCGUUACUGAAGAGUUUCCAGGGAGAGAUUGACGCAUUGGGCAAACGAAGCAAAGAAGCAGAGGCAGCCUUCUUGAAUGUUUAUAAGAGAUUAAUUGACGUUCCAGAUCCGGUUCCAGCCUUGGAUUUGGGACAGCAGCUUCAGCUGAAGGUUCAACGUAUGCACGAUAUUGAAACAGAAAACCAGAAGCUUAGGGAAACUCUAGAGGAGUACAAUAAGGAAUUCGCCGAGGUGAAAAAUCAGGAGGUUACAAUAAAAGCACUUAAAGAGAAAAUCCGAGAAUAUGAGCAGACCCUGAAGAACCAAGCGGAGAACAUAGCCCUUGAAAAGGAACAAAAGUUACAAAAUGAUUUUGCAGAGAAGGAGAGAAAAUUGCAGGAGACACAGAUGUCGACAGCCUCGAAGCUGGAGGAGGCCGAACACAAAGUUCAAGCUUUGCAAACAGCCUUGGAAAAAACCAGGACAGAACUAUUUGAUCUGAAAACAAAAUACGACGAAGAAACUACUGCAAAGGCUGAUGAAAUCGAGAUGAUCAUGACAGACCUUGAAAGAGCAAAUCAGAGGGCAGAGGUGGCUCAGAGAGAGGCAGAGACCUUAAGGGAGCAGCUCUCAUCAGCUAACAAAUCUCUCCAACUUGCCACGCAGAUCCAGAAGGCACCUGAUGUGGAGCAGGCCAUCGAGGUGCUAACACGGUCCAGCUUGGAAGUAGAACUGGCUGCGAAGGAGCGGGAGAUCGCCCAGCUCGUAGAAGAUGUCCAGAGGCUCCAGGGCAGCCUCACCAAGCUGAGGGAGAACUCCAGCAGCCAAAUCUCCCAGCUGGAGCAGCAGCUGACAGCCAAGAACAGCACACUCAAACAACUGGAAGAAAAACUGAAAGGACAGGCUGAUUAUGAAGAGGUUAAGAAAGAAUUAAAUAUAUUGAAAUCCAUGGAGUUUGCACCAUCUGAAAGCUCUGGUGGGCAGGAUGCAUCCAAACCGCUGGAGGUGCUGCUGCUGGAGAAGAACCGCUCGCUGCAGUCGGAGAACGCCACGCUGCGCAUCACCAACAGCGACCUGAGCGGGUCAGCCAGGAGAAAAGGGAAAGACCAGCCUGAGAGUCAGCGUCCUGCAACCUUGCCGGCCUCCCCUCCUUCCCAGUUGCUCCGCAACGCGGGGGAGCAGGCUUCCAAUACUAAUGGUACACACCAGUUCUCACCAACGGGUUUAAGUCAAGACUUUUUCAGCUCAUCCCUGGCGAGCCCCAGCUUACCCCUGGCCUCCACAGGAAAAUUUGCACUAAACUCUCUCCUCCAGCGACAGCUAAUGCAGUCCUUCUACUCCAAGGCAAUGCAGGAAGCAGGAAGCACAAGCAUGAUUUUUCCAACAGGUCCAUACAGCACAAACUCCAUAUCUUCCCAAAGUCCAUUACAACAAAGCCCGGAUGUAAAUGGCAUGGCCCCAUCUCCCAGCCAGUCAGAAAGUGCUGGGAGCAUCUCUGAAGGCGAGGAGAUAGACACGGCCGAAAUUGCACGUCAGGUGAAAGAGCAGUUGAUCAAGCACAAUAUUGGACAGCGGAUAUUUGGACAUUAUGUGUUGGGACUGUCGCAAGGGUCUGUGAGCGAGAUCCUGGCCCGGCCAAAGCCAUGGAAUAAACUGACUGUGAGAGGCAAGGAGCCAUUUCAUAAGAUGAAGCAGUUCCUCUCGGACGAGCAGAACAUCUUGGCUCUGCGCAGCAUCCAGGGUAGACAAAGAGAGAAUCCAGGCCAGAACCUGAACAGACUAUUUCAGGAAGUACCGAAACGAAGAAAUGGGUCUGAAGGUAAUAUAACCACAAGAAUCCGAACCACAGAGACUGGCUCUGAUGAAGCCAUCAAAUCCAUCCUCGAACAAGCCAAAAGGGAGCUGCAAGUACAGAAAACAGCUGAGCCGGCUCAGCCGCCUUCUGCCUCUAGCAGUGGCAAUUCUGAUGAUGCUAUUCGAUCCAUUCUGCAACAAGCCCGACGGGAAAUGGAGGCACAGCAGGCUGCCCUUGAACCUGCCUUAAAAACACCACCUUUAUCUCAAGCUGACAUUUCUAUCCUGUCCCCCAAACUAGUGUCUACACCUGCAAUGUCUUCGGUUUCCAGCUAUUCUCCUUUGGCCAUAUCCCUGAAGAAACAUUCAUCUGUCACUGAUUCCAGUAUCUCUGCAUUGCAGAACCUCUCUGGGCUCAAAAAGGAGCCUCAGGAGGCGCCUGUUUUAGAGCUUCACGGAAUAAGUGAUUCCGCCCAGGGUAUGUUGAGGCAUGUUAAAAAUGAGUUGGGACGUGGUGGUGUUUGGAAGGACCAUUGGUGGAAUACUGUGCAGCAUGAGAGAAGAAAUGCAGCUCUUCCCGAAGAUAUAAAAGUUGAGGAAGCCAGUGGUGGAAAAGAAAAGGUCAGCAAUCAGACUAGGCCAGAUCGUAGCCAGCUCCAAGGACCGUCUUCUUCCGAGUAUUGGAAAGAGUGGCCAAACGCGGAAUCUCCGUACUCCCAGAGUUCUGAAUUGAGCAUGACUGGGGCGAGUCGCAGUGAGACACCACAAAAUAGCCCCCUCCCUUCAUCCCCUAUCGUGUCCUUGUCCAAGCCAUCCAAACCUUCGGUUCCUCCACUGACACCCGAGCAGUAUGAGAUUUAUAUGUACCAGGAGGUGGAUACGAUAGAGCUAACGCGGCAGGUCAAGGAAAAGCUAGCAAAGAAUGGCAUCUGCCAAAGGAUCUUUGGGGAAAAGGUAUUGGGGCUGUCCCAAGGAAGUGUCAGUGACAUGCUCUCCAGGCCAAAGCCAUGGAGUAAAUUGACCCAAAAAGGCCGAGAACCAUUUAUUCGUAUGCAGCUCUGGUUGAAUGGUGAGCUGGGACAGUGUGUCCUGCCCGCACAAGGGCAGCAACAAGGACAAGUCCUUCACUCUGUGACAUCAUUACAGGAUUCCCUACAGCAGGGAUGUGCAAGCUCAGAAAGUACUCCAAAGACUUCUGCCAGUUGCAGUCCUGCUCCUGAAUCUCCCAUGAGUUCCAGUGAGUCAGUGAAAAGCCUGACUGAACUGGUGCAGCAGCCCUGCCCCGCUAUAGAGACAAGUAAGGAUGGCAAAUCCCAAGAAUCCAGCGAGCCGCCGGCUUCCGAAUCCCAAUCCACGACCCCUUUGCCGCUGUCGGGCCACUCGGCACUGAGCAUCCAGGAACUGGUGGCCAUGUCCCCUGAGCUGGACACCUAUGGCAUCACAAAGAGGGUCAAGGAAGUGCUAACGGACAACAAUCUUGGUCAGCGUUUGUUCGGGGAGACAAUCCUAGGCCUAACACAAGGCUCUGUCUCAGACCUUCUGGCUCGCCCGAAGCCCUGGCACAAGCUGAGUCUGAAGGGACGGGAGCCCUUUGUCCGCAUGCAGCUGUGGCUGAACGAUCCCAACAACGUGGAGAAGCUGAUGGAUAUGAAACGAAUGGAGAAAAAAGCCUACAUGAAACGGCGACACAGCUCUGUCAGCGACAGUCAGUCCUGCGAGUCCUCAUCCGCUGGCAUCGACUACAGCCAGGGGGCCAGCCCACAGCCCCAGCACCAGCUCAAGAAGCCCCGGGUGGUGCUGGCACCAGAGGAGAAGGAAGCUCUGAAACGAGCCUACCAGCAAAAGCCAUACCCAUCACCAAAAACCAUUGAGGAACUCGCUACGCAGCUCAACUUGAAAACCAGCACCGUGAUCAACUGGUUCCACAAUUACAGGUCUCGCAUCCGCCGGGAGCUGUUCAUCGAGGAGAUCCAAGCCGGGAGCCAGAGCCAGGCUGGGUCGAGCGACUCUCCGUCGGCCAGGAGCAGCAGGGCGGCUCACAGCUCCGAGGGGGACAGCUGCGACGGCGUGGACGCGGAAGGCCCUCCCGAGGGGAAGCCGAGUGGCCCGGAGGCGGAUGAGUACAGCAAUGCAACCGCAAAGUCUCAGGGAGGGCCCGCCGAGCCGGCUUUCGAGGCGGGGGAAGAGGCACUGCAAGGCGCCAGGUCUUCGGAGAAAGCGGAGCCGUUCCAGGCCGAGAGCCUGGAGGACACCGACGACGAGGGCCGGCUCAGAGCACCGCGCCAGAGCUCCCCGCCGGCACCGCAGCGCCCGGGAGAAGCUCUGGAGACACUGCCAAACUCUGCCACGGAAGGGGAUGCCUCUACCUCAGCUGCCUCCACCUCAGUCCUUACGGGGGAGAGCUCCUACAAGUCAAAAGAAAGUUCGGAGAAAACCUCCAGUGUGCCAAGUACGAGCUCGACGCCGGCCGCAGGCUCGCAGAAAGCCAACUCUCUCCAGAGCUUGUUCGGCUUCUCGGAGGCGGCGAGCUCCAGGAACACGCGAGACAGCUCCUUGAGGAAAAAGAAAGCGGCCAACUUGAACAACAUCAUCCACCGCUUGGAGAAGGCCGCGAGUCGGGAAGAGGCCGUCGAGUGGGAGUUUUGAGAUUAAACUGGCCCAACUCGGGAGAGCUGGGAAGUCAAACUGGACCUCUACUGGUUUUAUUGUGUUCGCACUUAACCGCCCUGCGGGCCACAGGGCAAAAACGCCAUAGGCCAAGGUGCAUAUAGAAAUCAAAAAGGAGCGUUAAGCCCAAUUUAUGUUUGUGUUUUCGAGGAAGAAAACUGAAAUGUGUAGUCGAGCUUUUUUGUACCCUGAAGUGUUUUUAUUAUUGCCCUAAGUGAUUUCCACGAUUUCUGGAAUAACUCAUACAGCUUUGCCUUGUGCCCUCCUCUUUGGUGUGGGGCUUUAAAAAAAUGAAAAACGGAAAAAGAAAAGAAAAAAAAAAACUAAAAAGGAAAAAAAAAAA